Messenger RNA from Plutella xylostella (diamondback moth), 3294 nucleotides. The record is from RefSeq and is a predicted model, not a curated record. Lineage: Eukaryota; Metazoa; Arthropoda; Insecta; Lepidoptera; Plutellidae.
UAUAAAAUUAAAAAGUUAAAACGCCCCUUUGCGUGUCAGUCAAAUAAAUUUUCAGAUUUUUGUUUUUACAAGUUUUCAGCAAGUAAUGUUCGUAUAAACCUAAAACUAUUGUAUCAGGAUUGAAACAGUUUGAAGGCAUUCGUCUUCAAAAUCUUAUGUUCUUUAUAUAAUUACAUAGUCUUACACCCAGGUAAUCAUGACGGACUCAAAGUAUUUCACAACCACCAAGAAAGGUGAAAUAUUCGAGCUGAAAUCUGAACUGAACAGUGACAAAAAGGAAAAGAAGAAGGAGGCUGUUAAAAAGGUGAUAGCCUCUAUGACAGUUGGCAAGGAUGUCUCGGCUCUGUUCCCCGAUGUGGUCAACUGCAUGCAGACCGACAACCUGGAGCUAAAGAAGCUGGUCUAUCUGUACCUGAUGAACUACGCCAAGUCUCAGCCGGACAUGGCCAUCAUGGCCGUCAACACCUUCGUCAAGGAUCUACCAACAUACCAGCUUGUUAAGGACUGCGAGGACUCGAACCCUCUGAUCCGGGCCCUGGCUGUCAGAACCAUGGGCUGUAUCAGAGUGGACAAGAUCACGGAGUAUCUGUGUGAGCCGCUGAGGAAAUGCCUGAAGGACGAGGAUCCGUAUGUGAGGAAGACUGCAGCGGUGUGCGUGGCUAAGCUGUACGAUAUAUCGUCGAGUAUGGUUGAGGAUCAGGGUUUCCUGGACCAGUUGAAGGAUUUGUUGAGCGACUCGAACCCCAUGGUGGUGGCCAACGCCGUCGCCGCGCUGUCGGAGAUCAACGAGGCCAGUGUCUCAGGGCAUCCCCUUGUCGAAAUGAACGCCCCAACCAUCAACAAGCUCCUCACAGCUCUCAACGAGUGCACCGAAUGGGGCCAGGUGUUCAUCCUGGACGCUCUCUCCAACUACGCGCCUCGUGACUCCCGCGAGGCCCAUUCCAUCUGCGAGCGCAUCACGCCGCGGCUCGCGCACGCCAACGCGGCUGUUGUACUGUCUGCCGUGAAGGUCCUCAUGAAGCUCAUGGAGAUGCUAUCAACAGACACGGAUCUAGUGUCCACUCUCAGCCGGAAGCUGGCGCCACCGCUGGUUACUCUGCUGAGUGCGGAACCGGAAGUGCAGUAUGUGGCGCUGAGGAACAUCAACCUUGUCGUGCAGAAACGACCGGACAUAUUGAAGCAUGAGAUGAAGGUGUUCUUCGUAAAAUACAACGACCCGAUCUACGUAAAACUCGAAAAACUCGACAUAAUGAUCCGGCUGGCGUCGCAGGCGAACAUCGCGCAGGUGCUGGGCGAGCUCAAGGAGUACGCCACCGAGGUCGACGUGGACUUCGUGCGCAAGGCCGUGCGCGCCAUCGGCCGCUGCGCCAUCAAGGUGGAACCAUCCGCCGAGCGUUGCGUGGCGACCCUCCUGGACCUGAUCCAGACGAAGGUGAACUACGUGGUGCAGGAGGCCAUCGUGGUGAUCAAGGACAUCUUCCGCAAGUACCCCAACAAGUACGAGAGCAUCAUCAGCACGCUGUGCGAGAACCUGGACACGUUGGAUGAACCGGAGGCCAGGGCUUCUAUGGUGUGGAUCGUGGGCGAGUACGCUGAACGUAUCGACAACGCGGACGAGCUGCUCGACUCCUUCCUCGAGGGAUUCCACGAUGAGAACGCACAGGUGCAACUGCAACUGCUCACAGCUGUAGUGAAGCUGUUCCUGAAGCGGCCGGCGGACACGCAGGAGCUGGUGCAGCACGUGCUCAGCCUCGCCACGCAGGACUCCGACAACCCCGACCUCAGAGACCGCGGCUUCAUCUACUGGCGUCUCCUCUCCACGGACCCGGCUGCCGCCAAGGAAGUAGUACUCGCCGACAAACCGCUCAUCUCGGAGGAGACAGACUUGCUAGAGCCGACACUGCUGGAUGAGCUGAUCUGUCACAUUAGCUCUCUAGCUUCUGUGUACCACAAGCCGCCGACUGCUUUCGUUGAAGGUCGCGGCGCGGGCGUGCGCAAGUCGCUACCAGCGCGCGGCGCGGCCAGCGAUGACGCCGCUUCGUCGUCCUCCGCGCCCGUCACCACCAUCAUUCCUAACUCACAGGAGUCGUUCAUAGUGGACCUGCUGGACAUCGGCGGGCCGCCGCCCAUGCCGGCCGCGCCCACCUCCAACGUGGAUCUGCUAGCUGCUGGCCUCGACGGACUGCUCGGUGGUGGUCCAGAGCCAGUGGCGGCCGCCAACACGACGGGUCUGCUCGGAGACAUCUUCGGCGUGUCGGCCGCGCCCGCCUGCUUCACGCCGCCCAAGCAGUGCUGGCUGCCCGCUGAUAAGGGGAAAGGUCUGGAGAUCUGGGGCUCGUUCAGCCGCGUCGGGGGGCAGCCACGCAUGGACAUGACUUUCACCAACAAGGCCAUGCAGGCCAUGACCGGGUUCGCCAUACAACUCAACAAGAACAGUUUCGGCAUCUGCCCGGUGGGCGGGCUGUCCGUGGGAGCCCUGCAGCCGGGCCAGAGCGCGGAGGCGCCGCUGUCGCUCGCCACCACCGGGCCCGUGCAGCGCAUGGAGCCGCUCAACAACCUGCAGGUGGCAAUCAAGAACAACGUGGACGUGUUCUACUUCGCGUGUCUCAUCCCCGCGCAUAUCCUCUUCACUGAAGACGGCCAAUUAGACAAGAGAGUCUUCCUCACCACAUGGAAGGAGAUCCCGGCGGCGAACGAGGUCCAACACACGCUGUCCAGCGUCAUCGGCAACGCAGACUCCGUCGCACAGAAGAUGACCACAAACAACGUCUUCACCAUCGCCAAGAGAAACGUGGAGGGACAAGACAUGCUGUACCAGUCUCUGAAGCUUACUAAUAACAUCUGGGUGCUGUUAGAGCUGAAGCUUCAGCCAGGGAAUCCUGAGGCCACUCUUAGUCUGAAGUCCAGGACCGUAGAAGUCGCCCAGUGCAUAUUCCAAGCGUACGAAGCUAUACUUAAAUCGUAAUCGUGUAGGCUGUUGAUGUGUAUAUUUUGAAUCGAGAGAUUUUUUUAUGUUAAUUUUAUUAUGAGUAUUGAUGAGAUAAGAUAUUAUUAAAGACUUUGUACGAAUGCAAAUUCCAUUAUCGUUAGAUCGCGCAGUUGUACGAUGUUAGUGUGGCCUGAGGAUAUGUAUGUAUUCGUGGUUAUUUACUGAUCAUAUUAUUAUUAUAUUUACUAAUAGAAUAUCAACAGUAUGUUAUAAUGAAUAAAUAUUAGUUCUGAUAAGCAUAUUCUGGUACUAAUGAAUGAAUGCGUUAUCAUGGUGUUAAAUGAAAUAAAUUAUAUCAUAAUCUA